AUGGAAGAAGUGCUCGAGGAUGAAUGUGAAGGGGAAGUUUGUGUUGACCAGUCCGAUCAUGAUGAGUCUGAUCACGAAGAUAAAUCAGAUCAUGACACGGAUACCGAACAAGAAGUUAGCGACGAAGACGAAGCAGAAUGUAAUGAAUCCUUACCAUACUUCAAAGGUAAUGAUGGAUCAGUAUGGAAGAAACAUCCGCCAGCCCGUAAAACAGUGCGAACAAGGAAAGAGAACAUAAUAAGAAGAUUACCCGGAUGCACUUCAGCAACUAAAUCUCUAAAAGAACUUUCUGAUAUUUUUAACUACUUCAUAAAUGACGAAAUAGUUCAAAUUAUUGUAGAUUCAACGAACUCACAUAUUGAGUCGAUCAAGUCACACUAUUCCAGAGGUAGAGAUGCGCUUCCUACUAAUUCCGUAGAAAUACGCCCAUUAUUUGGCUUGUUAUACUUGGCUGGAAUUACAGGCUCAAACAAAACAAAUACCGCUGAUUUAUGGGACAGAAAUGGCUAUGGCGUGGAAAUGUUUCAUCUUGGAAUGUCUGUGCAAAGGUUUCGAUUCCUUUUACGAAGUCUCAGAUUCGACGACAAAAAUACACGUGAAGAACAGAGGAAGACUGACAAAGUCGCUCCAAUCCGUGAUGUGUUUGACAUGUUUCUCGCGAACUGUCAAAAGGGAUAUCACAUGUCUGAAUACGUUACGAUCGAUGAAAUGUUGCCUGGUUUUAGAGGACGAUGUAGCUUCAGGAAAUAUAUUCCAUCAAAACCCAAUAAGUAUGGCAUCAAAUUAUUCGCCUUAUGUGAUGCCAAAAUGUUUUAUACCUCAAAACUCGAGGUUUAUGUUGGAAAGCAGCCAGAAGGGCCGUAUCAGAUGUCUAACAAGCCAGAAGAUAUAGUGCUUAGACUUUGUCAACACAUUUCAGGCUUGAAUUGA
Messenger RNA from Onthophagus taurus, 930 nucleotides. Lineage: Eukaryota; Metazoa; Arthropoda; Insecta; Coleoptera; Scarabaeidae. The record is from RefSeq and is a predicted model, not a curated record.